Messenger RNA from Scaptodrosophila lebanonensis, 2536 nucleotides. It is a transcript of the gene SF1, whose product is annotated as splicing factor 1. The transcript is spliced from 6 exons. Gene Ontology annotation, molecular function: mRNA binding; zinc ion binding. The coding region runs from base 87 to 2375 and encodes 762 amino acids. Gene Ontology annotation, cellular component: nucleus. Gene Ontology annotation, biological process: regulation of mRNA splicing, via spliceosome. The record is from RefSeq and is a predicted model, not a curated record. NCBI's taxonomy places the organism in Eukaryota, Metazoa, Arthropoda, Insecta, Diptera, Drosophilidae.
UAAAUUUCGUUGAAUUAGGAAGUAAAUUGUUAAUAUUACAGCUGUUUGCAACAAUUGAUAUAGUUUGCCUCAAUUAAAAAACUGAUAUGAGUGCGACUCCGCCGGAACUACUGCAAAUGGCAGCAGCCGGCAUCAAAGAAGUCUCCAACGGCAAUGAGAAAGAAUACCGAAGUCGUGGCGGCGAUAAGGAACGCUCCAAAUCGAAAGACCGCAGCCGAGACAAGGAUAAAGACAGGGAGCGCGAAAAGAAAAAAAGGGAUCGGGAUCGUGAAAGCAGGGAUCGAGACCGGGAGAGCCGUCGUCGGGAGAGUCGUGACCGAUCACGUUCAAGAAAUCAUGAGGAUUAUGAUGGCCGGCGGAGAAAACGUUCCCGCAGCAAAGAACGCCGACGAGACCGGGACUCCAGGCGCUCCAGACGCAGUGGUUCCAGAGGUGGACGGGACGACUACGAUCGCAGCCGUGAAUCGCGCUCCAGACGCAGCAGCUCUCGAGGUGGACGAGACGAGUACGAUCGCAAUCGGCGUCGCCGCUCGCGUAGUCGGAGCUAUGAGCGCAGACGUCGAGAUAGAAGUCGGGAGCCCCAGCGCAGUACUGAGCGUAGCAGCCGUGAGCGCACACACGUGAAUCCUUUCGAAACUCCUAUGAACUCCAUAAUGAGUCAAGAGCAACGACUACCCUCACUCUUUGAUCGCCAGCCACAACUGGAAACCAUACGCGAAGAGCCACGAGAUUCGCGUUUUGAUUUAUCGCAAACCAUACAAGAGCUCAUGUGCAAUUCGUCGGCAAACAAAAGUUUUGCCUCUCUUUUCAACAGUCAAAACAGCAACGAUUCAACAAGCAAUGGACCGUCGGACAAUUCAAUGGACAGCGCAGCGGAGCGUAAACGCAAGCGCAAGUCACGCUGGGGUGGCACAGAGAACGAUAAGACCUUCAUACCAGGAAUGCCAACUAUUUUGCCUUCUACGUUGGAUCCGGCACAGCAGGAAGCCUAUUUAGUUCAAUUUCAAAUCGAGGAGAUCAGCCGCAAGUUACGUACCGGUGAUUUGGGAAUCACACAGAACCCGGAAGAAAGGUCUCCCUCCCCCGAGCCCAUUUACAGUUCAGAUGGCAAGCGUUUGAACACGCGUGAGUUCCGCUACCGAAAGCGUCUCGAAGAGCAGCGCCAUCAGCUGAUAUUGAAAAUGCAGGCUGUAAAUCCGGAAUUUAAGCCACCGGCCGAUUACAAGCCUCCUGUGACACGGGUCAGCGAUAAAGUGCUCAUACCGCAGGAGCAGUAUCCGGACAUCAACUUCGUGGGAUUGCUGAUCGGGCCACGUGGUAACACGCUAAAAGCUAUGGAAAAGGAGACGGGCGCUAAGAUUAUAAUACGGGGAAAGGGUUCCGUUAAGGAGGGCAAAGUGGGACGUAAGGAUGGACAGCCCUUGCCGGGUGAAGAUGAACCGUUGCAUGCGUUUAUCACAGCGCCUUCGCAGGAGGCGGUAAAGAAGGCAGUAGACAAGAUCAAAGAUGUCAUACGCCAGGGCAUAGAGACACCCGAGGGUCACAACGACUUGCGUCGCAUGCAGCUGCGGGAGCUAGCCCAGCUUAAUGGCACUUUACGGGAGAACGACAUCCAACGCUGCACGUGCGGCUCAACGGAUCACAAGUCCUGGCAGUGCCCCGAAAAACCAAUUAUCACGAAUACCAUCGUCUGCACCUCUUGCGGUGGCGCCGGUCAUUUGACCAAGGACUGCCGCAGCAAGCGCCCAGGAGCUGGCGGACCAGGCAUGGGACCCUGUGAGGACUCACAAGCGAAAAUCGAUGAGGAGUACAUGAGCUUAAUGGCUGAACUGGGCGAAGGCCCACCGCCUAGUGUUCCUAAAGCCGAUGCGCAACCCGCGCCCACUCUGCAUCGUAGCAGCUACAGUAUUUUCGACAAGAAACCCUCGCAAAUGCAGGCCAUACAAUCACCGCCAAGCUCUACUUCGCGAGACCAUCAGCGCGACAUGGGCGGCAGUGGUUGGGGCUCAGCUCCGCCCACAGGCAAUGGCAUGGGCAUGUCUGCAUAUGUGCCCACACCACCGGUGGUUCAAGCGCCGCCACCUAUGCCGCCGCCACUUAUGCCCUGGAUGAGCGCACCGCAGCCGCCACCACCGGCUUCCGAACCCAUGAAUCCGCCGAUUCCGGGCACCAUGUCGCCGCUAAUACCACCACCGCCGGGAACCAGCAACCCUCCCAUGCCACCCUGGAGCAGUGGACCACCGGGUAUGAUGCAUCCGGGUGGCUACGGUGGCUGGGGUGCGGGCUAUCCGCCGCCACCCCCACCUCCAUGCGCACCUCCUCCACCAGCGCUCAGCCUGGCGCAACCGCCUCCUCCACCACCUCCAUCAAAUUAAGUGGGGCUAAAGAUAGUGCUCAACUGAUGAGACUCCUCGCAAUUAAGUGUUUGUAAAAUUAGUGACUUUUUACUCUAGCCUUGCUUGCAUAUUACCUAACCUCAAAGACACACAUACUUUGUAUCUUAUGCUUCAUUUAGUAAACGCUUGACGAGAAUCCA